AUGGUCUGGUUACUCAAAAAACCACAUCUCGUGGCACACAAAUUUUACUUCAAAGUACAACCUGCUGCUUAUUUUUGUAUUUACAAAAAAGUGCGAGAGCGGGCUUUGGAAAACAACUGGACGUUCGAUGACAAAAUGUAUGGUGAUUUACCUGGACCACGGAUGACCCGAGGCCAAAGUGUUCAGGAGUGGUUUGAUGAGAAUGCUAGCUAGCG
Messenger RNA from Gongylonema pulchrum, 215 nucleotides. NCBI's taxonomy places the organism in Eukaryota, Metazoa, Nematoda, Chromadorea, Rhabditida, Gongylonematidae. The record is from the annotation of a GenBank genome assembly.